CCUAUUUAACUUUCCAUACAACAUACCGUUGCUUUCAUAUCGCUAAAAUGAUUUUAUUGGUAGCGACAGUUUUCUACCUCAUUGAUACUGACGCUGCAUUCUUACGAUGCUAUCACAGCUCGAAAGACUUCACUGUUACUCCCCUAGACACGCCUCUUGAUCUGCUAAAUUCUCCAUAUUUUGAUAUAAAUAGUAAAACUGUAAUAUAUGCCUUUGGAUACACUGGACAAGUUAACAGUAAUACGACUUCAGUUAUGAGAAAUGCCUAUUUAAACUAUGUAGAUGCAAAUUUCGUACUUCUUGAUUGGGAAAAAGAAGCCAGCGCAGAUGAUCUGGGAUUUUUUGUGGCUUACGGCGAAACAAGCGUUCCAAAUGCUAAAAAGGUUGGCAAUCAGCUUGGAGAUGCAAUUAUUCAAUUUGCUAACGCUGGUUUAGACUUAACGACAUUGCACCUGACAGGACAUUCUCUAGGCGCCCAUCUUAUGGGAUACGCAGGUUACGAAGUGAAUGAUAAAGGAAAAGUUAUCGGCAGAAUAACAGGCCUCGAUCCUGCAGGACCUCUUUUUACGAAACCUUCAUCAUUGGAUGGCUUGGGGCCAUCCAGUGCUGCAUUUGUUGUCGGCAUUCACACCAAUCCUGGAAGAUACGGUACUACCGACAAUGUGGGGGACGUGGAUAUAUGGGUCAAUUGUGAUUUGAGUGAGCAACCUGGUUGUGAUGACGGAAUAGAUGUGCCAUUUGGUCUUUCAGAUAUUGGCAGUCAUAGUCGUGUGGUAUUAAUAUAUGCUGAAGCUCUGAGCAAUCCAAGAGCAUUCCCUGCUAUCCAAGCUUCUAGUUGUAAUGACUGGAAAUCAAAUUACAGUGGAUAUGGAAAGAUCAUUUUUAUAGGAGAAGAUAUUGAUAAUGAAUCGAGAGGACAGUAUUAUUUAAGAACAAAUUCUGGGCCACCAUACGGAGAAGGAGAAGAAGGAAUAGAACCAUGAAGAUUUUAAAUAAUGUUGAAUAAACGUAGCCUACUCAUGAAAACAUGACUUAUUUUUGACUAGCCAAACGAUAGUGCAACAUUAUAUUU
This is a messenger RNA of Zerene cesonia (dogface butterfly), 1072 nucleotides long. RefSeq names its product vitellogenin-1-like. Gene Ontology annotation, molecular function: lipase activity. The coding region runs from base 48 to 983 and encodes 311 amino acids. The transcript has 7 exons. The record is from RefSeq and is a predicted model, not a curated record. NCBI's taxonomy places the organism in Eukaryota, Metazoa, Arthropoda, Insecta, Lepidoptera, Pieridae.